GCGGCGCAGCGCGCUUAAGGAAGCGUUCUUCAGUUGCUGGGAUGAGCUUGACAUGGAGCUCGUUGUUGUAUGGACGGCUACUUUUCUCGGGUUCUGUGUUGUAUUUUUAACUUACUUUACAGUUGCUGUUUCUGCGUUUAGAUUUAAAGAUAUAUACUGCAAAAUAUCGGACUACUGUGAGUGUGACUUCCAACCGGAUAUCAAAGCAGGACUGGAGUGGGACCUCUACCGCAAUCUUUAUGGACAACAUUUGGCACAGGAGAUCAUCUCGGAAGCUCUGGAUAAGUUCCUCCACAAUGAUAGCCCAGAAAGACCACUUGUGUUUUCUUUUCACGGUUCAUCUGGUACUGGCAAGACCAUGGUCAGCUCAUUAGUAGGGAAAUACCUUUUUGGGUCAUCCUUGAGCAGCCGUUCCAUACACCACUUCAUACCCACGCUUCACUUCCCUGAUUCUGGCCAAAUAGAACAGUAUAAGAAAGAGCUGAAAAGCUGGAUUGAAGGAAAUCUCACAGAAUGUGCCCGCUCUCUCUUUGUCUUUGAUGAAAUGGACACCAUGCCUUCAGGUCUCGUUGAUGUCCUCGCUCCGCUGUUGGGUCCUUACCACUUGGUAUAUCAAACAAACUACCGCAAAGCUAUUUACAUUUUCAUCAGCACUUCUGGCAGUGAAAUAAUUAAUCACGUCACACUGGAGGCAAGAAAGUCUGGGUUGGACCGUGAGGAAAUUAGAAUAGAAGACCUAGAAAAUCUUCUGUCUCAAGCUGCUUAUGACUGCAAAGGUGGGCUCUGUCAUUCAGAAGUCAUUCGCACAAAGCUCAUCUCCCAUUUUGUACCUUUUAUGCCACUGACACGUAGACAUGUGGAACGUUGUGUACGCCAGGAAAUUUGCCAUCAUGGACAGUGCCACCGUAAAGACAUCAUCACCAUGGUUGCCAAGACCAUGGGGUAUCAUCCAGAAAGUGAAAUGCUUUUCUCACACACUGGCUGCAAAACUGUAUCUGCUAAGGUGGACUACUAUCUCUGAGAUGAAGACCGCCUGUGGUGUACUCAAACCAAUCUUCACUAGAGAGACUGCUCAGUAUGUAAACUGCUCUGGUAAAUGAGGAGGUUCCAUCUUCACUUGAAGUGGGAGUAUCGGCUGACUUUCCAUAAUAUCAUUGCAUUGGGUGCAAUCUAUACUUUAAUUCAGUUUACCUAAAAUAAAUGGGAUCAUGUCAAAUAAGAAAUUGAUUCUAAAAGGACACAGUCGGCAUGCAUAUAUUAUUGUGUAAUAUUUACACCUUACUUUGAAAACCAAGUUCAGUUUCAAGUAGACCUAUUUCAAACCUCCGGUGUACAACAUAAUACAAACAGAGGUUCAGCAUGUUUGAUUGCCAGGAUCUUGCAUGGCAGAAGGAAGCAGAAUAUCUUCAGUUAGUUUUUGAGGCAUUGUCAGACAUUUUAAAUGAAGACAGAAUUAAAUGUGAAUGUUGCUUAUCCUAUCA
This is a messenger RNA of Erpetoichthys calabaricus (reedfish), 1481 nucleotides long. RefSeq names its product torsin family 2, member A (gene tor2a). NCBI's taxonomy places the organism in Eukaryota, Metazoa, Chordata, Cladistia, Polypteriformes, Polypteridae. Gene Ontology annotation, molecular function: ATP binding; ATP hydrolysis activity. Bases 53 to 1021 code for a protein of 322 amino acids. Gene Ontology annotation, cellular component: endoplasmic reticulum lumen; nuclear envelope. The transcript is spliced from 5 exons. The record is from RefSeq and is a predicted model, not a curated record.